Molossus molossus (Pallas's mastiff bat) is the source of this 2501-nucleotide messenger RNA. It is a transcript of the gene TRDMT1, whose product is annotated as tRNA aspartic acid methyltransferase 1. Lineage: Eukaryota; Metazoa; Chordata; Mammalia; Chiroptera; Molossidae. The transcript is spliced from 13 exons. The record is from RefSeq and is a predicted model, not a curated record. The coding region runs from base 1410 to 2378 and encodes 322 amino acids. Gene Ontology annotation, molecular function: methyltransferase activity.
UCUCCAUUCCUCUCUCUCUGAAAUCAAUAGGAACAUAUCCUCGAGGAUUAAAAGGAAAAAACAAAGUACUUCACAGGUGCACAAGGGCAAGAGCAACGAAUAUGACAGACAGUCUUUUGUAGAUCUAAGUAAAAGAAUGCAUGCAAGUGCCAACCAGCCGAUGGAAUUCUAACUCAGUACAGUAGUGGCACAAUUCCUUAACAGACUGGCUUAUUCUGAAGAGAAGCAAUGACCCCCUUCAGUCGAUGUAUUUUGAGUCCUACUGUGUACACAGCCCAGCUCUCUGCUCGGUGCUAAGGACUCAGAAAUGAAUCUAGCACCUUCCUUUGACUCAGAGGGAAUCUGGUCUAUUUCUCUCUUCUCUGUGAAGUCAUUUUAUCUCCAAGUCUUACACGAUCCUUUUGCCAUGGAGACCUAGUUGAACAAUCAUUCCUUUUUAAAGUUAGAAUGAAAUAACAUCCACUUUUUCUCUGGAUUCCAUGGAAAUGUAAACGUUCCUGUUUUGUUGUCCUUGAUAAAACAUAGCAUAAUGACUAGUUGCUGGGUUACUACAUAAAAUACAGGCCCCAAACUGCACUGGGGAAGAGAAGUUAGCAAUUAAGUAACGGAAAUGACUAGUGGGUUUGAAACCCAGCACACUGCCCAUGUACUUAAUAGUCAGGCAUCUAGGUUACUUAGGCAACGUUUAUCACUAAGGAAGUAGUUUUGGUGACUCAUACUCAUACGAAGUGACUUCUCUCAAAACUGGUGCAUUCAGGGACCUUAUCAUUAUGAAUCUCUUUUUCUUUGGACUGGGACAGAAAAAAAGUACAUUUGGAUGGCCUAGGUGUAUUACUUAGUAGCAUGUUAUUCACUGGCUGGCCCGUAUUUUGAAAGUUAAUGGACCCAUGGUGAUCAGAAUAAAAGAAUGAACAAAGAAGAAGCCGGGAACUUAAUCAGCAGAACUAAUUGCUUGCAUGAGCCUUUGCUUCCUCAGAGAAGAGUGAUCCAGAUGAUGAGGUUACGGUGAAAUAUAUUGGCACGGUUCUGAAAUUCCAAAAUCAUCUCUCUAGUGAGAAAAGGCAUGUCUUUUCUUACUAAAACAUAAAUUCAACUCAGCAUAACUUUUUUUUGUGAAAUGUGAAACUUCAGACACCGUCAUAUGUGUACAGAUAGAUGCAACUCUGAGCUUUUGCCAAAAACGUCCCUGAUUGCCUGGUGAUCAUUCUGGAGAGAGGAUGUACAUACAAUAUGAAUUUGGACUUGUAAUUAGAAGAUCAUAAAGCUGUGUGCCUGCACACGUGGUGGCCGCCAUUGAUGUAAACCAUGUCGCUAAUGAAGUGUACAAGUAUAAUUUUCCUCACACACAGUUACUGGCCAAGACAAUUGAAGGCAUUACAUUAGAAGAGUUUGACAGAUUAUCUUUUAAUAUGAUUUUAAUGAGCCCUCCCUGUCAGCCAUUUACAAGAAUUGGUGUACAAGGUGAUGUGACUGAUCCAAGGACAAAUAGCUUCUUAUAUAUUCUAGAUAUUCUCCCAAGAUUACAAAAAUUACCGAAGUAUAUUAUUCUAGAAAAUGUUAAAGGUUUUGAAGUAUCUUCUACAAGAGACCUGUUAAUAAAAACAAUAGAAAACUGUGGCUUUCAGUACCAAGAAUUCCUAUUAUCACCAACCUCUCUUGGCAUUCCAAAUUCAAGGCUACGGUAUUUCCUUACUGCAAAGCUUCAGUCAGAACCAUUGCCUUUUCAAGCCCCUGGUCAGGUAUUGAUGGAGUUUCCCCAGAUUGAAUCUGAACAUCCUCAAAAAUAUGCAGUAGAUGCAGAAAAUAAAAUUGAAGGAAAGAAAAUUGAACCAAAUGUUUGCUUUGAUAGCAGCAGACAGUGUUCUGGAAAAGAAGCCAUUCUUUUUAAGCUUGAAACUGCAGAAGAAAUUGACCGGAAACAUCAACAGGACAGUGAUCUCUCUGUGCAAAUGCUGAAAGAUUUUCUUGAAGAUGACGCUGACAUGAAUCAGUACUUUCUACCACCAAAGCCAUUGCUGCGAUACGCUCUUUUGUUAGACAUUGUUAAGCCCACUUGCAGAAGGUCCAUGUGCUUUACAAAAGGUUAUGGAAGGUACAUAGAAGGGACAGGAUCCGUGCUACAGACCACAGAGGAUGUGCAGGUUGAGGAUAUCUACAAAUCUCUUACCAGUUUGUCACAAGAAGAAAAGAUAACCAAAUUGUUAAUGCUUAAACUUCGAUAUUUCACUCCUAAAGAAAUAGCAAAUCUCCUUGGAUUUCCUCCAGAGUUUGGAUUUCCUGAAAAUAUAACAGUGAAGCAGCGUUAUCGUCUACUUGGAAAUAGUCUCAACGUUCAUGUCGUAGCUAAAUUAAUCAAAGUCCUGUAUGGAUCAUUUUAAAGUGACUAAAAGAUGGUUACAGUAUUUCUUCAUAUCCAGACAGUGAUUCUGAAAGUCUUAUUUGAAUUAAUUUUGAUGAACUUCAACUAAAUUACCUUAAUCUCUCUUUAAUAAGAAAUUUGA